Molecule: messenger RNA, 6814 nt
Organism: Carassius gibelio (silver crucian carp)
Lineage: Eukaryota; Metazoa; Chordata; Actinopteri; Cypriniformes; Cyprinidae
Product: E3 ubiquitin-protein ligase RBBP6
Exons: 17
Coding region: 878-6208 (1776 amino acids)
Biological process (GO): protein ubiquitination; mRNA processing; ubiquitin-dependent protein catabolic process
Cellular component (GO): nucleus
Molecular function (GO): ubiquitin protein ligase activity; zinc ion binding; nucleic acid binding
Source: RefSeq, a predicted model, not a curated record
CCUGCGCUCUCUCCGGAAACCCCUCGAGUGCGCGUGCAGCCGUUAGGUUGUUUUCGCAACUCAGUGUAGAUACUAUGAUCAAAGUGUGCUUUAAACGUCUUUGUGGCCGUCAGAGUUGAGGACGGAGCGACUGGAUUACCGGGGCAGUAUUUUGACAAAAGGAGAACCGUUUUGCUGGCUCGUUUUGUGUUCGCGUUUUCUAAUGGUUUUGCUGUAGUCUUUUGUUUUUGUAACGUUAUUGUGUGAUGGACGCCAUUUUAGGUUGAUCACACUUACUAGCUGCUAGCCACAUUGUGUUUCAGGCCUUGCUUCAUACUACGUCGGGUUUGUGUUUUCUUGAGAUUUGGACUACACCGAGCAUACAUUUCGGAGGGACUCUGAUGCGGACAUUGCGGAGACAUAACGUUAUUUGACCGGACUCUACACGUUCACCCAAUCGGACACUAUAUGAACUGUAUAUUUCCUUCUCAGAGUCGGACCUCACACGGACAGUUCGCGGCUAACCGCCAUAUGGUCCCGGGACACUGAGAAACCGCAGGAGUAACGUUAUUUCUGGCUUCCGUGGACUCAAAGUCACUCGCGUCUAUAAGAUUGCGUGUUACACUUGAUCACGGUCUCUUUGAACACUUGGUAUUUUUCAGUUAUUCACGUGAGGCAAAUUCCACACGACCCUCCUUUAGUUGUGACCCUCUUAAUUUAAGAGUGUUGAGAGAUGAUGAACAAACAUGACUAUUAUUAUUCUUAAACUGUUAAGCUGAUAAACUGACACUGAGUAAAGGGUGAUCGCUGGGAGAGCCCAGGCGGUCGUGCGAGUUGUAACGUUAGUUGAGUUUGGUUGUGUGUGGUGGUGGUGUCUGACCACGAGGAUUGUUUAAACAUGUCUUGUGUCCAUUACAAGUUUUCUUCUAAACUGAACUACGACACGGUGACCUUCGAUGGCCUUCACAUCACGCUCAGUGAUCUGAAACGACAGAUCAUGGGCCGAGAAAAGCUGAAGGCCGCGGAUUGCGACCUGCAGAUCACUAACGCGCAGACUAAAGAAGAAUACACUGAUAAUGGAGCCCUCAUCCCUAAAAACUCGUCUGUCAUCAUUAGACGGAUCCCUAUUGGAGGGCUGAAGUCGACAAGCAAAACAUUUGUCAUCGAUCGAUCUGAACAAAGUGGAUCUUCAAAAGCAAUUGAUGAUUCUUCGUCCAUUUCACUGGCCCUGCUUUCAAAGACAGCUAAUCUUGCUGAAACAAAUGCAUCCGAGGAAGACAAAAUAAAAGCAAUGAUGUCUCAGUCCAACCAUGAAUAUGACCCAAUCCAUUAUGCAAAGAAGCUUGUUGGUCCACCUCCCCCAAACUACACAUGCUUUCGUUGUGGAAAAACUGGACAUUAUAUCCGAAACUGCCCAACCAAUGGGCAGGAUCGAAGUUUUGAAGCUCCCCAACGGAUAAAGAAAAGUACAGGAAUUCCUCGGAGUUUCAUGGUGGAGGUUGAUGAUCCAAACAGAAAGGGAGUCAUGUUGACCAACAGUGGAAUAUAUGCCAUUCCUACUAUUGAUGCUGAGGCCUAUGCCAUUGGAAAGAAAGAGAAGCCACCAUUCUUGCCCCAAAAUCAGUCUUCAUCCUCAGAGGAAGAAGAUCCAGUACCUGACGAGCUGCUCUGUUUGAUCUGCAAGGAUCUUAUGACAGAUGCGGUGGUUAUCCCCUGCUGUGGAAAUAGCUACUGUGAUGAGUGUAUUCGAUCGUGUUUGCUGGAGUCUGAUGAACAUGUUUGCCCAACCUGCAAACAAUCUGAUGUAUCUCCUGAUGCAUUGAUCGCAAACAAAUUCUUGCGCCAAGCAGUGAAUAAUUUUAGGAAUGAAACUGGAUAUACCAAGAGGAUUCGAAAAGUUGCAGCUGCUCAUCAAGCAUCUGCCCAAGGAGCCCAAACGCAAGCUCCUGCCCAGCGGCCACCUAUGAGACUGGCAACCUCACGCCAGCAGGACCCUCUGAUGGCCAAUGUUCCAAGCUCAGCAGCUGAUAGCACCCCUCCCCAAAGCACACCUGCUGCCCCUUUAUCUCCUGUUCGCACUCAUCAGCCCUCCAGCACCCCACCGUCUUCUAGCAGCUCCACUGUAAACAGCAGCAGUGCACCUGCAGCAUCGAACUAUAGUCCUGUGGUGAACUCUCCUCAGCACUCUACUAAGCAGGAUGACCCUCCUUCAUCUAAGGAACCAGAGGUACCAGCAUCUACUGUUGUGCCUUCAUCAGACACUGCUGCCUCAACAACUUCCAUUCCGAAGGGAUACCAUGUCCCAGUAAUUGGGAAGCCGAAUAUGCCUCAGAACCACAUGCAUAGAUCAGGACAGUCAAGGGCUAGUGGACCAAGGCCGUCUGGAAGCCGUCCUGCAUGGGAUCAGUCCUCAAGUAGAGGGAGAGCUCCUAGUGAACGACCACCUAGUGAACGACCACCAAGAACACAGCCUCCCCCAUUACAAAACCUUCCUCCUGUAGUCCCUCCAGUGUAUGUGCCUCCUGCUCUUUUUCCUCCUCCUCCACAUCCUAUGCCUCAGCCACCUGGUGGUGUUCCACAGCAGUUUCCUAUGCAGUAUCCUCCAGGACAACAGCCUCCCCCUCCCUACAACAUUCCACCACCUUUAUUUCCACCUGUCCCACCAAAUGUGACUGGUCCAUGGGUACCUCCUGGUGCACAGCCACCUAUAGCGAACCCCAUCUCUACUGUUCCAGCAGCACCUUUUCUAUCCAAGGAGGAGUUUUACCGUCAGCAGCGUAGACUGAAGGAAGAUUCCCAAUGUCGAUUCGUUACCAGAGAGAAGUCUUCCAAACUUGAGGAAUUUACGAAUGACUUUGCCAAAGAACUUUUGGAGUACAGAAAGAUCCAGAAGGAGAGAAGGCGAUCCUAUUCUAGAUCAAAAUCUCCUUACAGGGAUUCCUCCUACAGUGGCUCAUCAUAUUCGUAUUCCAAAUCCCGCUCUCGGUCCAGAUCACCACGCUCCUACUCUCGGUCAGUUUCCCGAUCUCGGUCAAGAUCCCGCUCACGCUCUCAUUCCCGAUCACGCUCCUACUCUCGCUCACCAUACUCCCGCAGGGGCCGAGGUCGAAGCCGUAGCUAUCGAUCUAGGUCACGCACUCCAACAUAUCAUCGCUCCCGCAGUAGAUCACCAUCAUACAGGGGUCGGGAAAUGAGUGGAAUGGGAAGUGGAAUCUAUCGUUCCCGCUCUAGAUCCCCACUAUAUAGGAACCACAGUCCCAGCAAGAAACUCCCACCCCCUUCUCAGACUGAGGGUGAGCGCAAAUAUGCAGGUAGGUACAGAGAGCUCCCUCCUUAUGAUCCUAAGGAAUAUUAUGGCCGCAACAUAGACCAAAGUGACCCCUAUGAGAGAGAGCGAUAUCGAGAGUGGGAGAGAGAGUACAGGGAGUGGUAUGAUAAAUACUUCAAGAAAUACAACAAUCCACCAAGUAGUCAAAUGCGAGGCCGUGCUCCAGGCAACAGAGACCCCUAUACACCUGAGCGUUUUGCUCCUCCCCGACCAAGGGAAAACUCCCCCUACAGCAGGGGGCGUCGGGAGGAUUAUCCACCACCACCUCAGAGCCACGGUGUCCCACCAAGAAGCAGAGGUUCCAUGACAUACCAAGAGAAGUGUGCUGAGAAGUAUGGCCAGCUUCAUGUCAACACCACUGGAGCAGGAAGAGGACUUAACAAAGAGUUUCUAAAACCUCUUAAGGACCGAGAACCCAGUGGCAGCACUGCUGCAGACCCCAAGUCUAUGAAGCAUAAAAAACAUCGCAAAAAGAAGAGAGAAGAUAGUGACCUCUUCAGUCACUCUGACUCUAUGGAUGAAUCCAGGAAAGAUGAUCGUAAAGAAGAUUCCAUGCUGAUGAAUUCAAGUCGUGAUGCCACACCUGUCAGGGAUGAGCCCAUGGAUAGCUCUACAGUGCCCUACAAGACUACUCCUGUAAAAGAGAAGAAAGAGAAGUCAAAAAGUAAAACUGACAAAGUUAAACGAAAGUCUGAAAACAGUGGGCAGAAGAAGGAAACGUCAGGAAAGAUGACAAAACCUGCUAGAGAGAAAGAAUCUGAUGCAUCACAAGAAAAAGUGGCUCCCACUGAACCAGCCAUUAAGAGAGUCAAAGAUGAACCAUCCCACAAAUCUGAACCAAGCAAACCACAAUCUUCAGAGUCCAAACUCAUGCUCCCACGCAAGUUGAUGCAGUCUAGGCCCAUCAAACACCAUCAGGAGGUAAGGCCCAUCAAAGACGAGCUCAAAAGCAAGAAAGAAUUGAUGAAAGACCCUCUAAAGCCAGAUAAAAUUCCUGUUAAAGAUGGGAAGGUCCCCCAAAAAGAGCCAGAGAAGCCUGUAAAAACUGAGGUGAAGAUGCCUGCUAGGACAGUUGAUACUAAACAGGAUAAGAAGAAACGGAAAGAUGACAAGCCACCUGUGAAAGACUUAGAUGUUCCUCCAUUUAAAAUAGCAAAAAUAGAAGUUGAUGUGGCUAAAAGCUCUCCAAAAUCUAAACCCAGACUGGAGAGUGAAAGGCCAAUUGAAAAGGAGAAAGUAGCUAUUCCGUCUCUGAUGGACAUUAAGCCAGAGCCUGUAAGAAAGAUUAAAAUCAACAGGGAAAUUGGCAAGAGAAUAUCUAGCAUUGAUCGGCCACUUUCAGCUGAGGACUCUGGUCAUGCCACAGGAAAGGGCAGACUGGACAAGUCUAGAGGAAAAUUGAGGAGGAAGGUUCAUGCUCCCGAUGGGUCAGGGUCCAUAUUGGUUGAUUACACCAGCACCAGUUCUACAGGUGGAAGCCCCAUCAAAAAGCAUGAAGACAAGCUUGACCUAAAGAAGACUGUGGUGAAGACCCUGGAGGAAUAUACCAAUGACAGCUCCACCCCUGCUGAGGAUGAAAUUGUCAUGAUCCAGGUGCCCCGUUCCAAGUGGGAAAAGGAAGACUAUGAAUCUGAGGACGAUGAAUCUAAGGUUGCCACCAGAACAGGCAGCAUCAACACAUCCAGAUCGGCUCCUAUAGGGGAGAACACUGAAGUGAAAUCAGCUGGCAAAGAGUCUCCAGAUGCUGACAAAACUCUGCCAGUCUCCAAAGAGGCAGACGUCAAACCUGCCAUGGACUCCACAUUUGGUGAUAAGGAGAAAGAUACUGUCAAAGAGAAAGAUGGAGAACGAGACAGAGAGAAGGAAAAAGACCGCAGCAGCACUGCAGAUCGUGAGACAGCUGAUAAAAGGAAACCUAGUGUACCCAAUCAGGAAAGAGAGCGUGCACAGGAAAAGGGCAGUGACCAUGGCAGUGAACGAAGCUCUUCUUCCCAGUCCUCCAGAGAUAGGCAAGCUGACAAGCCAGAACCUACCUCUAGAAAACCAGCAGGAAAGGAGUCAACUACAGGCAUCCCCACUAGAAAAACAGAACAUCGAGAUGAUGCAAGAGACCACUUAGGGAAUAGAUCAAAAGAUGAGAGAAAUCCAAUCAGGAGGAGAGUAUCGCCCUCCCCGCCACCAAGGGUAAAGGACUUAAACACAGACUCUGGAAGAAAAACUUUUGAUGAAACUCCAGAGUCACAAAGUCCAAGUAGGAAUAAGAGAGUAUCAUUGCAGAAUGCCCCAGAGGACCACAAAGGAGACUGGCCAUGCACUAAGGAGAUCCAGGGUUCUAGGCAUUCUGACGUACGUCCCGCAAAGGACCGGGAACACAGGACUCCUCAUAGAGCUUUGACUCCAGAGCCUAGAACUGAUGCAGAGAAAGGUGGCGCACAUGGCGACCACAUAAAAAUCCCAUCUACACGCUCCACGAGACUGUCCUCAGAUUUAGCACGGGAAACAGACGAGGCUGCGUUUGUCCCUGACUACAGCGAAAGCGACAGCGAGACCUCAGACAUUGACAGCAAAACAGAGCAGAGAGGGCGAGAGAGGGACAGCAGUGGCAGCCAGAGUCCGAGCCCAUCUGGCAGCCACGGACACAGCAGCAGCCCCAGCUCUCCCGGCAGUCAGGACAGCAAAAAGAAGAAAAAGGACAAAAAGGAGAAGAAGGAAAAGAAGAAACACAAGAAGCACAAAAAACACAAAAAGCAUAAGAAACAUACGAGCAAUGAGUCUGAAUCAGAGCUCAAAGGACAGAAACACAAACAUAAGAAAAAGAAGUCUAAAAAGAGCAAGGACAAAGAUGACAAAGAAAAAGAUGAGAGUGAGAGAGAUGAACAAAAGGCAAAAGUGUGUGUUUAAUUCAUUUAAGUUUAACCAUUUGUUUGAUUUACUCAUCUUUAAGUAGCAUUGAAAAAUAAAAAAUAUUGUUCUGCAGAGUUUAAGUACUGUUCAGAAUUCAUUGUUUGCGAUUUUCUCAAUGGUUAACAACAAUUUUUUUUGACCAUGCUAACCUCUCCCCGCCAAUGUAAGAGAGUAAUAAAGGUUAUUUUAUUUUGGCUUCUGAAUUUUCAUGAAUGGUUUGGUUUUCAUUUAAAAUUGUUGCAGAUUCUAAUUACAUCAUGGUGUGGCAAUUGUAGAGGAAGCACUUUAGAAAUGUGAAUGUGAUUGCAGAUUUGCAGAAUUUGCAAAGAGUUGCAAAAGCCCAGUUCGUACCUCAUCUCUUGUAUGUUUAAGUUGGAGAGAAACAUAUCAUUAUGACAGUAUGAUAAUAUUGUUACAGAGGUAACCGGAGAGUGGCAUCCAGCCAUUGGGGCAAUCUGAUUUACAAAGUGUUUUUGCACUGUGAAUAUUUCCUCUACUCUUUUGUUUUAUUCUAAUUCACCUUCAUAACAGUAAUUUAAAUUAUCUGCUGAAAUGGAAUUGCAUAUGUUCUGAAGGUAAUACAUUUUUUUCAGGAAAUAUAAA